Molecule: messenger RNA, 4922 nt
Organism: Thalassophryne amazonica
Lineage: Eukaryota; Metazoa; Chordata; Actinopteri; Batrachoidiformes; Batrachoididae
Gene: map3k10
Product: mitogen-activated protein kinase kinase kinase 10
Exons: 11
Coding region: 369-3668 (1099 amino acids)
Biological process (GO): positive regulation of apoptotic process; protein phosphorylation
Molecular function (GO): JUN kinase kinase kinase activity; ATP binding; protein binding
Source: RefSeq, a predicted model, not a curated record
UCUUGAAGGUUUUUUUUUGUUGUUAGUGGGGCUUUACUAGCUUGUGUAAACAGUCAGUUAGGUUUCACAGGUUUAUGUUCAGGCAUCUGCUUCAUUGUUUGACCUAAUGUACAUUGUUGGUGCAGAGUGAACUUGCCUCUGGGGAUACAUGUUACUUACAAACUGCAUUGCAACAGCACAGCUACCGGUGACAGGACUCUGCACUGUUUCUGCAGCGAGACGUGGGGAUGGGGGGGAGCCGUUGCACCUCCCUGAUCCUCUGAUCCCGUCUCCCCCCUGGUGGUCGAGGACUCUGCAUCUCAGCCGAUGGGCCGUGUUUGGAUUUUGUGUGCGAGCUGACACGGGGCUGGCGUAGAGCAUCAAACAGCAUGGAUCCAUACAGCAGAGCCAGCAGCACAGCGGCUCCCCUGUCCUGUACCAGCUGUGGGGGCUGCUGCACCCCACCUCCCCCUUUCCUAAUCCCUCCUGGUCCCCCUUCUAACACCUCCUCAUCUUCCAUGCCUCCAAAUAUGACGCCCCCACCGCCGAUGCUUCCUGCCCCUGUCGUGCAGGUGGAGAAUGGCAGCAGCUGGAACUCAUCCACCUUCUCCUCCUUUGGUUCUCCUGACUCCCAUUCUGGCCACUGCUGUGGACCCAGCAACCCCAACCCCUACUGGACGGCGGUGUUCGACUACGAGGCCACAGCAGAUGAGGAAUUAACCCUAAGACGCGGAGACCUUCUCGAAGUUCUUUCCAAAGACUCCAAGGUGUCUGGGGAUGAGGGCUGGUGGACAGGCAAGAUCCAGGACAAGGUGGGUAUCUUCCCAAGCAACUAUGUCACGAGGGGUGCUGCUACCAGCUAUCAGCAACUGACUGCAGGAGGGCUGGUUCCAGGUGGUGUUGGGGUGGGUGAGUGCCCCUUGGAAAUAGACUUCACAGAACUGCUGCUAGAGGAGGUCAUUGGAGCUGGUGGAUUUGGGAAGGUCUACAAAGGACUGUGGCAAGGAGAGGAGGUGGCUGUAAAGGCUGCCAGGCAGGAUCCCGAUGAGGAUAUUAGCGCCACAGCAGAGAGUGUGCGGCAGGAGGCCAGGCUGUUCUGGAUGCUGCGGCACGCAAACAUAAUCUCCCUCCGUGGGGUCUGCCUUCGUGAGCCCAACCUGUGUCUGGUAAUGGAAUACGCAAGAGGGGGCGCUUUGAACAGGGCCCUCGCUGGAAAGAAGGUUCCCCCGAGAGUUCUGGUGAACUGGGCUGUUCAGAUUGCCACAGGGAUGGAUUACCUGCACAACCAGGCAUUUGUACCCAUCAUCCACAGAGACCUCAAGUCCAGCAAUAUUCUCAUUUUGGAGCCAGUGGAGCGCGAGGACAGCCUUAGCGGGAAAACGCUGAAGAUCACAGAUUUCGGCCUGGCCAGGGAGUGGCACCAGACCACCAAGAUGAGUGCGGCGGGUACCUAUGCCUGGAUGGCACCAGAGGUCAUCAAGCUGUCACUGUUCUCAAAGAGCAGCGAUGUCUGGAGUUUCGGGGUCCUGCUGUGGGAGCUGCUGACCGGCGAGGUUCCUUACCGGGAGAUAGAUGCUCUAGCCGUAGCUUACGGUGUUGCCAUGAACAAACUCACGCUUCCCGUCCCUUCCACCUGUCCAGAACCUUUUGCUCAGUUAUUAGCAGAGUGCUGGAGCUCAAACCCUCGCAGCAGGCCGUUGUUCACCAGCAUCCUCAGGCGACUGUUGGCCAUCGAGCAGUCGGCCAUGUUCCAGAUGCCGCUUGAGUCCUUCCAUUUAUUACAGGAAGACUGGAAACUGGAGAUCCAGCAGAUGUUUGAUGAACUCAGGGCCAAAGAAAAGGAACUGAGAUCCUGGGAGGAGGAGCUGGCUCGAGCUGCUGAGGAGCAGAGGGAGCAGGAGCAGCACCUGAGGAGGAGAGAGCAGGAGUUGGCGGAGAGGGAGAUCGACAUUGUAGAGAGAGAGCUGAACAUCAUCAUACACCAGAUGUACCAGGAGAAACCCAGCGUGAAGAAGCGAAAAGGCCACUUCAAGAAGAGUCGGUUGCUGAAGCUGGGCAGAGAUGGCAACUGCAUCAGCCUGCCAUCUGGCUUUGAGCAUAAGAUCACAGUGCAGGCGUCACCCAGCGUGGACAAGAGGAAGAACCAGGGGAGCGAGAACACCACGCCGCCUGCCAGCCCGGGGGUCAUACCCCGUCUGAGAGCCAUACGAUUGACGCCGAGUGAUGGCAGUAAGACGUGGGGCCGCAGCGCUGUGUGUAAGAAGGAAGACCUGUCGACCAAUAAGAAGAAAGGUCGCACCUGGGGACCGAGCUCCACCCACCAAAAAGAGAGAAUGGGCGGGGAGGAAAAGCUGAAGUCACUGGGUGAGGGGUGCAAAGUUUGGUCGUCCAGUGCGCCAAACCUCGGCAAGUCUCCUAAACAUGUACCAAUGACUGCUGGCUUCUCCAGCCUCAAUGAAAUGGAAGAGUGUGGUGAGUUUGAGGAAUCACCAGGGUCUUUAAUGCCCUCUGAGACCAGCAGCAAUGGGGUCGGGGAAGACUCUGGGCCCCUGUGGGGCACUCUGGGACCCAGCGUGGUGCCUGCCAUUGGGAUUUCUGGUAUGAACUCCUGUCAGGGGCCGGGGCUGAGCUACCAGGACUCCUUGCGUCACUGCAGCCAGAGGAAGAAGAGUGACAUGCUGUUGUUGGGCUGUGCCUCUCUGCUGGCGUCUGUGGCCCUGGGACAGGAUUUAGUUCAGCUGGGGAGACUGCAGGUUCUGCAGGAUGAGCAGGAACUCCGAGAGGAGCAGCGGAAAAAGAAGGAGGGUCUGUUCCAGAGGACAGGGCGUUUUCGCCGCAGCACGUCUCCGCCCAGCCGUAACCUCUCUCUGUCUCUCACACGGCAUCAUGAGUCAUCGCUUUCCUGUAUGGACCCUUCUCCCUCUGUCACGCUCCUCUCCUUGUCCUCCUUGUCUGAUUGUAACUCCACCAAAUCCCUCCUUCCUUCUGACCCGGAUGACUACCCGUUGACCCCAAUGACAGGGGUCAAAACACCGGUGGCUCCAGCUGCUCCUUCCCUCAAUCCGCUGUUAGACCUGCGGGCAGAGAGCUUCAAGAAAGAGCCCAACCAGUCUCUCACGCCCACCCAUGUGUCUGCAGCCAUGGCAGUGAACAGGGGUCACAGACGCACUCCAUCUGAUGGAGCAAUACGCCCUCGUGCUCAAACUCUGGGACAUCGCAGGACACCAUCGGAUGGAAGCAUGCCCAUGCCUCCACCACCAGGAGUAGCAGAUGCUGCACCAAACAAAGGUACACAAGACACUCUGGACAUUCCCCGACUGCCCAACCCCUCAACCAUCUUCCCAGUUCCACAUCGGCGUAAAGCCCCUGCGCCACUUAUCCCCGAUCCAGAUCCUCUCUGUCUCAUCAGUCCCUUGGAAAGACCAAAAACUUUGGAGUUUGCACCCCGGCCACGACCAAUGCCAGCUCGAAUGAGAGCUGACCCUUGGAAGCUAGGCUCUCUGUCGCGGACUCUGAGCUCCUCACCAGGCAGUAGCUGCGACAGUCCCCUCGGUUCAGGAGACAGUAGCGCCAGUGCAGCAAGACCAAACCUGAUGGACAUGGACAUGGAGGGCCAGAGUUUGGACCACACUGUACCACUGUGUGGACAGCUUCAACCUACCACUCUCUGUGGACAGCAGUACUUGUAGUGAAGGCACAAAAUUAACAUUUCCACCUCUUUUUUUUAUAUAUAUAUUAAACAUUAUGGCUUUCAGUUGGAAUUAAGGAUGACUCCUGACAUCUGAGCCUGUGCACUUUUUAAAGGUUGGAUGUUCAAAAACAUCCAGCUUAAUCUUGAUGUGUAGAUACGGACUGGAAGCCAUCCUUCGCAUGUGCCCUAAAAAGGCUUAGCGUGAAGCCCUUAAAGCCAACAGUUCCCUUAUAGUGCACACUAACCUCCACUCCAGGACAAUGAGGGUCCUUGAGGACUCUAAAGGUCCUUCAGGACAUUGAUGACCUCCAAAACAGUGAAGGUCCUACAGCACACUGAGGGUCCAACAGAACUUUAGGGGUCCUCCAGUACACAUAGGGUCUUUGAGGACUUUUGUAAGUCUUGUAAUGGGCACACAUUAUUCUCGCUGCACACUCACAGACCUACUGCAGCAGCACAUCUUUUCUCUUAGGAAGCCAUUGCUUCCUUGUUCACUUGCUCAGUGCCCUACGAAGGAUGCAUUUUCUUCACAGUUCAACAGAGCAGUGGUUCUCAAACUGGGGAAUGGGUGACACUACCGGUAUUUGAAACUCCCUCUGUUGGUACUUAACAUCUCUCAGAAAAUGUCUGCAGAAAUCUCAAGAAGGAUACUCAGUAGAGUGAAUGCCUCCAACAAGGACCACAAUACCCCAUCUUGCAAUGUAAAGAAAAAAAAAAAAAAUUGCAUUCACCCUCAGAUUUAACAGUUUUUCCAAAACACACCCAAUCUUUUUAUUGGUUUUCAUGAAAACUGGUUGUAUUAACUUGCCAUCUGUUGGUAUUUAGUUACCUAAAAUUCAGACACCUAGAUCAUCUGGCGUUAGUUGAUUUAACCUUCUCAUUCCAUUUGGUAAAAAUUGGGUUAAUUCAUUUUUGUUGGGUAAUCCUGUUAAAAAAAAAUGGCAGGUUAAAGCUUUACAUCCUUGGUGGAGAUUAUUAGUGUCUGAGCCUAACAAAUUAUGAAUACAAGCACAUUUCUGUCGUAUGUCUUUGUGCAGGUUGUGCGGUGGAAUCUGGUCUUUUAGCUACGUCAGAUAUAGUUUGAGAAUCACUGCAUGAGGUCAAAGAAACUUUCAAACAGCAUUUGAAGUAUCUAAAGUCCACUUUUGACUUUGCCCAACUGUGUGCAUUUCCAUCCAUUGACCCAAUGUGUGCAGCUGCUAUCCUUCAUUUAACUCGUCUUUCUUCUCUCCCUUUCCAACAACACACAUAC